This is a messenger RNA of Erinaceus europaeus (western European hedgehog), 2013 nucleotides long. RefSeq names its product inositol polyphosphate-5-phosphatase A (gene INPP5A). The coding region runs from base 580 to 1842 and encodes 420 amino acids. The record is from RefSeq and is a predicted model, not a curated record. Gene Ontology annotation, molecular function: inositol-polyphosphate 5-phosphatase activity. Gene Ontology annotation, biological process: phosphatidylinositol dephosphorylation. The transcript is spliced from 17 exons. NCBI's taxonomy places the organism in Eukaryota, Metazoa, Chordata, Mammalia, Eulipotyphla, Erinaceidae.
GGCGUGAUCGCCUGGCACCGCCCUGCGGGAGCUCGGGGUCGCGCUAAUGGCCGCGCGCGGGCCGCGCUGAGGCGGACGGACAGGCGGACGCCGGCGGACAGAGCAGCGGCCACUCCGCCGCGCCGACCGCCAUGCGCCGCGGGGCCGACCCCCGGCGCCGCUGACCGCCUCCCUCGCCGCCAUGGCCGGCCGGGCGGCCGCGCCGGGCGCCGCGCUGCUGCUGGUCACCGCCAACGUGGGCUCGCUCUUCGACGACCUCAGCUGCCGGGGGAUUCCGAUGGAGACGCUGCCCAUUCAGCCUGGUUCCCAGGACAAAUGAGGGUCUCCGGGCUGUGACCACGAGGUUUAUUUCCCUGAGGUGUGCACAGCCAUGACCCAGAAAGCCUCCUCACCUGCACCCUGCACCCCUGCAUCCCUGCACCCUGCAUCCCUGCACCCUGCACCCCUGCACCCCUGCACCUGGAGCACGGCUGGUGAGGUGGAGCCCAGCCUACCGUGUGGACAGAAGAGCCAGAAAACCUGCAGAACAACUGGCUCCAUGAGUUCUACCAGGUCGUGCAUGCCCACACUCCCCACUUCAUGGCCCUGCACUGCCAGGAGUUCGGUGGGAAGAACUAUGAGGCCUCCAUGGCCCAUGUGGACAAGUUCGUCAAAGAGCUGCUGUCCAGCGACGCCAUGAAGGAGUACAACCGGGCGCGCGUCUACCUGGACGAGAACUACCGCUCCCAGGAGCACUUCACGGCACUCGGAAGUUUCUAUUUCCUCCACGAAUCCUUGAAGAACAUCUACCAGUUUGACUUUCAAGCCAAGAAGUACAGGAAGGUGACGGGCAAGGAGAUCUACUCAGACACGCUGGAGAGCACGCCCAUGCUGGAGAAGGAGAAGUUCCCACAGCACUACUUCCCUGAGUGCAAGUGGUCUCGCAAAGGCUUCCUCCGGACGCGCUGGUGCAUUGCUGACUGUGCCUUCGACCUGGUCAACAUCCACCUCUUUCACGACGCGUCCAACCUGGUGGCCUGGGAGAGCAGCCCGUCCCUGUACUCGGGCAUCCGGCACAAGGCGCUGGGCUACGUGCUGGACAGGAUCAUGGACCAGCGGUUCGAGAAGGUGGCCUACUUCGUCUUCGGGGACUUCAACUUCCGACUGGAUGCCAAGUCGGUGGUGGAGACGCUUUGCACCAAGGCCACCAUGCAGACCGUGAGGGCCGCAGAUUCCAGCGAGGUGGUGAAGCUCAUCUUCCGUGAGGCGGACAAUGACCACAAAGUCCUGCUCCAGCUGGAGAAGAAGCUGUUCGACUACAUCAACCAGGAGGUGUUCCAUGACAACAACGGCACCGCGCUGCUGGAGUUCGACAAGGAGCUGGCCAUGUUCAGGGACCAGCUGCAGGAGCUGGACAUCAACUUUCCACCCAGCUACCCAUACAGUGAGGACCGCAGCCGGGGCCGCCAGUACAUGAACACCCGCUGCCCCGCCUGGUGCGACCGCGUACUCAUGUCGCCGGCCGCCAAGGAGUUGGUCCUGAGGGCGGAGAGUGAAGGCGAGCUGGCUACCUAUGACCACAUCGGGCCCGACGUCUGCAUGGGAGACCACAAGCCCGUGUUCCUGGCCUUCCACUUGGCGCCCGGGGCAGUCCGAGGAGCCGCCACAGAGGGACCCAGGGACAGACAGACAGACGGACAGACGCUGCUCCACCGCGUGGUGCUUGGAGUUUGCCUGGGUGGCCCCCAGCCAUUCUGCCCGUCCUCGUCACUGCCCGCGGUGCCGACCCUCCGGUCACUCCCCACGGCACGGCACGGAAGCCUCGCAGCUGGCACCGCAGUCCCCUCCGCUUCAGAACACUAAGUGCGGGUGCGAGCCGCGGCAGCCCGCGGAGAAAGCACUACCCACUACCCGAGGCAGCCUAGCCGGGCGCCUGCGUCACCGCUGUCCGGCCACAUGCUUAGCGGUCACUUCGGAGACCUUUAGGAGUGACCAGUUUGGUUCCUGAGCAAUAAAGUCGACCCAGUGGACACA